Messenger RNA from Entamoeba dispar SAW760, 2601 nucleotides. RefSeq names its product heat shock protein, putative. Gene Ontology annotation, biological process: cellular response to heat. Gene Ontology annotation, molecular function: ATP hydrolysis activity; ATP binding. The record is from RefSeq and is a predicted model, not a curated record. Bases 1 to 2601 code for a protein of 866 amino acids. Gene Ontology annotation, cellular component: cytoplasm. NCBI's taxonomy places the organism in Eukaryota, Evosea, Mastigamoebida, Endamoebidae. The transcript has a single exon.
AUGGACCCAAACAAAUGGACAGAUGCAACUGUUCAAAUGUUCAAAGAAUCACAAGAAAUAGCAUUUGAAAGAAAAAAUGCAUACAUUAUGCCAAUUCAUAUGAUGGAAGCAAUUGUUGAAGAAGAAUCAAAUAUUGUUAUCCGAAUAGUUGAAAUGAUGGGAGGUGAUGUUAAUAAAUUAAGGAAAGAAAUAAAAGAAACAAUGAAUAAAAUUGCAGUUCAAAAUCCACCACCAGUUGAUAUUGGACUUCAUCCAACAACACAACAAGUAUUAAGAAGAGCAAUAGAGAAACAAAAAAUAAUGGGAGACUCAUAUCUUGCAAUAGAUGUAAUUGUAAUGUCAUUAAUGGAAGAGAAAGAAAUUAGUACAAUAGUAGGAAAUAGUGGAAUUAAUGUGAAAGAAUUUAACAAAAAAAUAACAGAAAUGAGAAAAGGACAAAGUGUAGAAACAAAAGAAGCAGAAAGUCAAUAUGAAGCAUUAAAGAAAUAUGGAAAUGAUUUAACAGCACAAGCAGAAAGUGGAAAGAUGGAUCCAAUUAUUGGAAGAGAUGAAGAAAUUAAACGAGUUAUUCGUAUUUUAUCAAGAAGAACAAAAAAUAAUCCAGUAUUAAUAGGAGAACCAGGAGUAGGUAAAACAGCAGUAGUUGAAGGACUUGCACAACGAAUCGUUAAAGGAGAUGUUCCAAGUAAUUUACAAUGUCGAGUUAUUGGAUUAGAUAUGGGAGCAUUAAUAGCAGGAGCACAAUAUAGAGGACAAUUUGAAGAAAGAUUAAAAGCAGUAAUAAAAGAAGUUAAAGAGAGUAAAAUACCUAUUAUAUUAUUUAUAGAUGAAAUUCAUACAGUAUUAGGAGCAGGAGCAACAGGAGAAGGAGCAAUGGAUGCAGCUAAUAUUUUAAAACCAAUGUUAUCAAGAGGAGAAUUACGAUGUAUUGGAGCAACAACAAUAGAAGAAUAUAGAAAAUAUGUAGAAAAAGAUCCAGCAUUUGAAAGACGAUUCCAACAAGUUUAUGUAAAUGAGCCAAGUGAAGAAGAUACAUUAUAUAUUCUUCGAGGAAUACGAGAGAAAUAUGAAAAUCAUUAUGGAUUAACAAUUACCGAUUCAGCAUUAGUUUCAGCAGCAACAUUAAGUAAAAGAUAUAUUAAUGGAAGAUUUCUUCCAGAUAAAGCAAUUGAUUUAGUUGAUGAAGCAUGUGCUACAUUAUUUACACAAAAGAAUUCACAACCAGAAGAAAUAGAUAAAUUAGAAAGAAGAGAAACACAAUUAAAUGUAGAGAAAAUAGCAUUAGAAAGAGACAUUAAAGAAAGUGAUGAAGACCAUAAUAAAAUGAUUAAAGAAAGACUACAAGAUAUUGAAAAAGAAUUAAGUGAAAAUAAAGAGAAAUUAACAAAAUUACGAAUUAACUAUGAAAAAGAAAAAGGAGGAAGUGAAGAAAUGAAAGAACUUGCAACGAAAAUAGAAGCUAUGAAACAUAAAGCAGAAAGUACUAAAGAUUUAGAAGUAGCAGCUGAUUUAAAAUAUUAUGCAAUACCAGAAGCAGAAAAAAGAAUGAAAGAAUUAAAGGAACAAAAUAAAGAAACAACAAUGAUAUCAUUACAAGUUACACCAACACAAAUAGAAGAAGUAGUUAGUAGAUGGACAGGAAUUCCUGUUACUAAAAUGAAUCAAACAGAGAAAAUAAGACUAAUGAAAUUAGAAGAAGAACUACAUAAACGAGUAAUAGGACAAAAUGAAGCAGUAACAGCAGUUAGUGAUGCAAUUAUUCGAAGUAGAGGAGGAUUAGGAAAUGAAAAACGACCAACAGGUAGUUUUAUGUUUUUAGGACCAAGUGGAGUAGGAAAAACCGAAUUAGCAAAAGCAUUAGCAGUUGAAUUAUUUGAUGAUGAACAAAAUAUAGUUAGAAUAGAUAUGAGUGAAUAUAUGGAAAGUCAUAGUGUAUCAAGAUUAAUAGGAGCACCACCAGGAUAUGUAGGAUAUGAAGAAGGAGGACAAUUGACAGAGGCAAUUCGUAGAAAACCAUAUAGUGUAAUAUUAUUUGAUGAAAUUGAAAAAGCACAUCCACAAGUAUUUAAUGUAUUAUUACAAUUAUUAGAUGAAGGAAGAUUAACAGAUGGAAGAGGAAGAACAGUUGAUUUUAAGAAUACUAUUGUUAUUAUGACAUCAAAUUUAGGAAGUGAAAUAAUAAUGAAAGGAGUAGAAACAGAAGGACAAGUUAGUAGAAAAGUUAAAGAAACAGUAAUGGAAAUAGUAAAGAAAACAUUUAAACCAGAGUUUCUUAAUAGAUUAGAUGAUAUUAUAGUAUUCUCACCACUUUCAGAGAAAGAAUUAAAAGAAAUAGUUAAAUUACAAAUGGGAGAAGUGAUUAAAAUGAUUAAAAAGAGAUAUCCAUUAAGUGAAGUAGAAAUGACAGAAUCAGCAAUAGAAGGAAUCAUUAAAUCAGGAUAUUCAAUAGCAUAUGGAGCAAGACCAAUGCGACGAUAUAUAGAAAAGACAGUAGUAACUUCAAUAACAAAAUCAAUAAUAAGUGGAAUGAUGAAAGAGAAGAAUAAAAUUCAAAUAGAUUAUGAAAAUGAUAAAAUUCAAGUCAAAAUAACAGAUAAAUGA